This is a messenger RNA of Verruconis gallopava, 2006 nucleotides long. RefSeq lists its product as uncharacterized. The transcript is spliced from 3 exons. The record is from RefSeq and is a predicted model, not a curated record. The coding region runs from base 312 to 1463 and encodes 383 amino acids. NCBI's taxonomy places the organism in Eukaryota, Fungi, Ascomycota, Dothideomycetes, Venturiales, Sympoventuriaceae. Gene Ontology annotation, molecular function: methyltransferase activity.
CAGCACCGAGACCUACUUGUAGCUCACCACUCGUCUUCACGAGCUGUGGGCAGAGAUCAUCUGGCUUGCGUUCCAAGGCUUGCUGAGAAAGCUGGUCCUCUUUCUGAGUGCAUACAGCGUGCGCUGCGCUUUUGAUGUACGCUGAGGCUUUAGACACCAACGCCACCAGAUAGAGAGCUUUCCAGAGCUCCCGUGGCAGCUCCUCAUCCGUACCGGGGCCUUGCUGACACGGGACGGUCCGACAUUGCAACGAUCGCGGCGCGCAUCAGCCUGCAGUGCGCCUGCAUUGUGGUCUUGCACGCCUCGGCACCAUGGAGAGGCACGAUGCGUCGUCAGUUCACGACUCUCUGACGGAUGCGCAUCACUCGUCCAGUAAAGCGGAAGACUCUACUCUUCAGCCACCCAGCGCUGGACCUGCUGCUGCGACUGCGCAACCACCAAUUACCGCCACUGAAUCUGCAGACGCCCUCCAGCAGGCCGAACACGGCGUGGAGGUGUCGAGGGACGAUGAAGACGACGGAUACGAAACCACGUCGGAGAGCACGGCCUCGGCGUCUCUAGCCUCGAGCGCAAGAGAGUUCAUAUAUGAACAUGGAAGACGCUAUCAUAGCUUCCGGAAAGGCGCAUAUCUGUUCCCUAACGACGAUCGAGAGCAGGACAGAGAAGAUUUGAAGCAUGCAAUGUAUCUGAAGCUGUUCAACAAGACGCUGCACUUUGCGCCUAUCAACACGGAGGGCGCUAAUGUGAUCGACCUGGGCACGGGAACGGGCAUCUGGGCUAUUGACUUUGCCGACCAAUACGAGAGUGCUUCCGUAAUAGGAAUCGACUUGAGCCCAAUUCAAACGACCUGGGUGCCACCGAACCUGAAAUUCAUGGUCGACGACGCGGAAAGUGAGUGGCUGUAUCCCAACGACUACUUCGACUACGUACACACAAGACACACGAUUCAAGCAUUCCAUAAUUGGCCGCUUCUGUUCCAGCGCGCCUACGCACAUAUUAAGCCUGGAGGCUGGAUGGAAUGUCAAGAACUCGAUCACUUCCCGCGUUGCGAAGACGGCACAAUGGCCAAUGACGACUGGAUGGUGAAGUACUGGAACACUGUCGCCGACGGCCUGGUUCCCUUCGGCGUUUGUUUCCGCGAUGCACCGAAGCUGAAAGGCAUGAUGGAAGCUGCGGGCUUUGUAAACGUCACGGAGCGCGUCUUCUUUACGCCCAUCGGGCCUUGGCCAAAAAACAGAGCUCUUAAAGAAGUUGGCCUUUACUGGAGAGCCGUCCUGAUGGAAGGCCUGGAGGCGAUUGCGCUGGCACCUCUCGUCAAAGGUUUAGGCUGGGAGAAAGUCGAGGUUGAUGUGCUCUGCGCAAAAACACGAACGGCUUAUCUAGACAGAAGCACGCAUGCCUACAUGCCUUUCUACAUCAUCUAUGGUCAGAAGCCUUAUGGACCACCGUCGGCUGCUUCUUGAAUCUGUCUUUCAACGUGCAGUUACAAAACACAUAAAGGCGGCGCAAAAUGUCCAUUUCACCAAGUAAAAAAAAUAUAUAUAUACCCUAUGCUAGACGGCUGGGCACUUCGAGCAAGGAAGGAAAGUAUCAAAAACGGGCGUUCUACGUCUUGAAUAAUACGGAAAUGACAUUACUUGAAUGUUUCACGAAAGGAGAUUUUGAAGUCGAUAUGUUUGAACUGGCAGCGGACUUGGCUAAUUAAAAAUGCCUCCUUUGUCCUCAUUUCGAGAGAUACUAUCUCGGCGUAGAUAUAUAAUUCUGUAACAUGUCUUUCUACGGUUUCACCAUCGACCUUUGCAUUAUCUCUAUCCUAACGGUUUGUAUGUUGACGUGGUGCACAUGAAACCCCAAAGCACUCGCGUCGGUGGAUGAACAAGCAAAAUUUGCGUAACAUAACAUCUCGUAGGCAGGUUGCACAUAGUUUAUGAUUCUUAAUCUACUUUGAACAUGGCAGCACAUAUCGAAUUGCAUCUAAGGUAAAGCAAACGAGUCCUGUGAUCAUG